This is a messenger RNA of Marasmius oreades (fairy-ring Marasmius), 1764 nucleotides long. RefSeq lists its product as uncharacterized. Bases 1 to 1764 code for a protein of 587 amino acids. NCBI's taxonomy places the organism in Eukaryota, Fungi, Basidiomycota, Agaricomycetes, Agaricales, Marasmiaceae. The record is from RefSeq and is a predicted model, not a curated record. The transcript is spliced from 3 exons.
AUGACCGCCAUCAUCCCAAUCAGUAAUGGCCAUGGUGCUGUUACAGAUGUGGGAAUCACUAUCACUUCUGGACAAGGUUCAUUGUCAAACAAGAUUCCAUUGAACGGCAAGUCGGGAGCUUUCCCUAACUCCACGCCUCAUAAUCAUGUUGAAGACGAAGACGAAGACGAGGAAGAAGAGGGAGAACUACCUCGGCUGAACCUUCCAAGCGAUCUAAGGGAGGGGAAGGUGAAGACCACUGAUAGAAAGAACGAGUUCACCAUCCUUCUCGUGGGCGAGACUGGCGUUGGGAAGACCUCCAUACUUUCUCUCAUUGCCAACGUCCUUGCCGGUAAUAAGCCCGACCAGUAUGUCGACAUGCAUGACCCAAGUAAUGAAGCGGGUGGAUCCCAAUCCCGGAGCCAGACAAACAUGGCCAUUGUCUAUGAGUUCAAGAGCCAGAAUGGUAUCAUAGUGCGCAUACUUGAUACACCUGGCCUGGCAGAUACACGUGGAAUUGCACAGGACAGCCUCCAUAAGGCCAGCAUUGCGAGGGCCAUAUCCGACCACAUCGUUGUUGUCAACGCUGUCCUCAUCCUCGCCAAUGGCACCGUCCCCCGGCUGACCGUCGCGACCGACUACGCGCUUUCCACGUUGUCAUCCAUCUUUCCUCGCACUCUCGCUGAUAACAUCGGUAUCGUUUUCACCAACGUCCCCAGCCCACUGUCUUGGAACUUCGAGCAAGACUCUCUUCCGCCGGUCCUUCGCAAAGCAGAGCAAUUCUUGCUGGACAAUCCCGUGGCGAUGCAAAAGAAGUACAACGAGCUGAAGGCGAAGAAACUCCCGAAACAGACGCUCAAACAGCUACGUGAUGGCGUCGUUCAGGGAGAGCUCAAGACCCUUGACAUGUUGGCGUGCAUAUUUGAUUGGCUUGACAAGCUGAAACCCCAACCGACAAAAGAUAUCUUAUCUCUAUAUCAGCAAUCGCAAGACAUCGAGAAGAGAAUACAGAAUGCUCUUGCUCGGAUACAGCAGGCCAAUUCGAAGAAAAAUGAACUCGAGGACAUUAAGAGGGCGAUAAAAAAGGCAAAUCUUGACAUUUACACGCUCAAGGACUUUCAGAAGAUCAUCAAAAGAAAGCGCCACAUCCAAGAUAAUAAGACCUAUCACAGCACGCUUUGCUCGGUACCCGACUGCUACAGCAACUGUCACGAACAUUGUGGUCUGAACUUCUCACUUGAUCCAUAUCAGCUUGGCGAGUGCGCUGCCAUGGACCUCAAGGGUGUGGUGUGCACAGUAUGUGGACACGAGCGAGACCAUCACCGGCACUACAACUCGCUGUGGAAUGAAGUGGAGGAGGACGAGCGGGUUGUCGACCGUGACGCGGAGAAGAAGUACAAGGAAGCGGAGAGCGAGGUGGAGAAGAAGGAAGCCUUGCGAUUGAUAGCGCAGAAGGCUAUUGACGAGCUGACGAAAGACGUCGAGGAGGCAAUAAUCCAGCUUGGAAGGUCGGCAGAUGAGUACGCUAACCUCUCAUUAUCGGGAAACUUCUCCAGCCAGGUUGAGAAGUCGAUCAGCUUGAUGAAACUAAACAUCGAAAAGAUGCAGAAUGAUGGUUCUGACCGGGAACUGAUAGUGAAGUUGGAGAAGAGUAUGGAAAGUAUGGAAAGAAAACUUGACAUUCUGAAGGAGGCUAUGAAGAAAGCGCGAGAAAGCGCCGCGGGAGUGCUGGCAGUGGGAAGGGCUUUCUGCCAAGUUAUCGCCAAAGGUUGGGUUACCUACUGA